AUGGAUCCUUGGGAGUAUGAUGAUAUUUUAUACCAGGAGUUUACUCAGGAUACAGAUUUUCCAGCUGUUCCAGAAGUUGAGGAUGAUUUAGCUCCUUUCAAAACCACAUCUCAAAAAUUUUGCGCGUUACCUCCAUCUCCUGAGGACAAUGCUUCCUCCCUAGUUUAUAAUUUACAAUCCCGCUCUAGCCAUCUUACAACGAAUUCUGAAUGCGUGAAUCCAUCUCAGAUUAAUCCUUUUGAAUAUGCUUCCUUAACUAGCAACUCUGAAUGCUUGUAUCCUGUAAGCCCGAAUGCUACAUUAUCGGAAAGUUCUACACCUGAAAUCUCAAACCCGCGAGUUCACUACCCUAAAGAUAGCCAUAAGAGAACUCUUCUUUAUAGAAAACUUCAUCCUCAUCAUUAUGCACUUCUUUCGAGAUCGUUUGAUGCAAGUCCUUUCCCCCGCAUGCCUUCACAAAAUAUAAACCUCGAAUAUCUUCGUCAAACUGGUUUUAAUGAUCCUAUUAUAUUUCCUUCUAUUGAUAUUCAAAAUACGAACCAGCUUACCCUUAGUAAAAUUGCAAUUCUCGUUGGAAAUGAUUGCCCUCUUCAUAUAGUCGAUGUGGUCACACAAAGGCAGCUUUCUAACAAAAUGACUAUGAAGCAGUGGCUGCAAUACAUGAAACAGAAACCAUCCGAACGUUCUAGGAUAUACGACGUUUUAAGCUUCGAAGUAUCAAGUACAAAACUUGCUCUUUAUGUUCGGAAACCCGACAUUGUUCGCGACCUUGACCUUAUAAAUAUAGUGUGGCCGCCCAGUGCUUUUGCUUCAGGCGAUUGUCCUCAUGUGGAUACUUAUUGUCAAAUGUCAGCCGAGAACUCGUAUAUCGAUUUUCAUAUAGAAUUUGGUGGAUCAAGCGCUUAUUACAACAUUUUGGAUGGCUACAAAAUUUUUUACCUGAUUCCUCCUUCCCAGGAACACUGGAAUGCUUAUACAUCAUGGCUAACAGCGAAUGAAAGUAAACGAGAGCACUUUCUACCAGAUAUGGUGGAUAAAUGCUAUCGAGUGGAAGUUCGAGCAAAAGAAACUAUUGUUAUCCCUUCUGGUUGGAUUUAUGCGGUUGAGACUCCUUGUGAUACAAUUGCAAUCUCUGGCAAUUUUCUCACUAGUCUUCAUAUUCAAUCCCAAAUUUAUAUAAACGAACUAGAAGUCAACCUAGGUAUUGAGCGAGAAUUUCAAUUUCCAUGCUUUGAAAGUAUUAUGUGGUACACUGCAGUUCAUUUCUAUUUUGCUUUUCCUGACAAUGGUCCAAGAGAUGGCAUUGAUGAUAUGCUCUCGAUAUAUGAAACUGGUUCUUUGCUUGACAUAGGAAAGUUUACAUCUCAAGAACUGCGUGGAUUUGAAGAAUUGCUUAAUUAUAUUUAUAUACGUGCGCAAAUACUUCGCGAAUGUGACUUUAUAGUGGAUAUUGACCAAAAUCAUGUUCAGGUUCAACAAGAAAAUGGAUUCGAUGUUGCCUGGAGAAUGGUUCCUCCUUUAUUAGAAGAAAUAUGUGUCGAUUUUGUUAGAAAAUUUAAUACUUGGCUUACCUAUCAUCAUGGUCGCAGUAUAUACAUGCCCUUUCUCUAUACAGCUCAAGAAACGAAUGUUGGGAGAAAGGAAAGGAAAAAGAUUCCUGACAAGGUUACUAUCACAUGUCAUCGGGCUAAAAAAGGCAGACUGUUUUCAGCGGUUGUUGUUCACACUCGUAGGUCUUUUAUUGAAGCUUGCAAGCUGGAAGAAGAAAGAAGUAUAAAGAGAGUCAAAACACGCUUGAAAAGUGAAGAAAUACGAAAUAUAAAUAAUGAUAUUCCCUGGGACCGAUUCUUCAAUCCAAACGCUAACAAUAUUAUCAUAAAUACACAAGGUCUUUCUACUCUGACUUUAUUAGGGCAAACUCUCACAGAUCUAACUCUAGGUUUAACCCAAAAUAAUUCACUUACGGUCUGUCUUAGCCGUCUAGUUUUAAGAGUUAUUAGAGGAUACACUCCACAACAACGAAGGCUAUUACUGGGAUCAUUAUUGACUAAAUUUUUUAGAACUUAUAAUUUUUUUUCACAUAAAAGGAUAAAACUAGUAUCAUCUGGCGAUGCUGAUAAUCAUACAUCACAAUCACAGGAGCAUGCACUUAUAUUACAUCCGCAUGUUUUUCUAAAGCGUUGCUGUGGGUCACAUUCACUUGCCCGAUAUUUUUCUUUCAAGGAAUUUUACGAUGAACAGACCAAAAUGAUGCAUAAUAAAUUUACUUUGCAUCAGCAACCUGAAAAAACAGUAUUAGUUUGCAAUUCCAAUUAUAAAAACCAAGAAACAUGUGAUACCAACGAUAAUAAACAAGCUCAUGCUACGGCGGAUAACUUUUUGGGGUUUUCAAGGCUAGUUUCAUCACCUUCAAGCAACGACGAUAGCUCGUUUGUGGAAGAUUGCUUUGACAUAGCGGACGCAAUCUCUUCCCCAAGUAAAGAAAAUCGGUCGAAGCGAAAGUCUGAUGAACAGAAUACGUCUCGAAAAAAAAGUCAAUUAAAAUCAACAAGAAAGUCAACGAGAACAAAGUCUGAAAGGUUUGAAAUGAAUGACUCUAGCAAUUUACAGACGGCGAUUAACUCACAUUUUCACUCAACCAAACUGGUUAAAGAACCGAUAAAGGACCGAAAACGCCCAACUAAAGUUGAGAGUAAAAACAAAACGCGUUCCAGUGAACGGAACUACAAUUUUCGAUUAUUAGACGACCAGGAUCAAGAUCAUAUUUACGAUUUCGCAGAUGAACCGCCUCCCAAAAUUCGUUUGAAAUUAUUAUGA
This is a messenger RNA of Schizosaccharomyces octosporus yFS286, 2817 nucleotides long. Its product is annotated as jmjc domain chromatin associated protein Epe1. NCBI's taxonomy places the organism in Eukaryota, Fungi, Ascomycota, Schizosaccharomycetes, Schizosaccharomycetales, Schizosaccharomycetaceae. The record is from RefSeq and is a predicted model, not a curated record. Gene Ontology annotation, biological process: protein demethylation; regulation of transcription by RNA polymerase II. The transcript has a single exon. Bases 1 to 2817 code for a protein of 938 amino acids. Gene Ontology annotation, molecular function: histone demethylase activity; transcription coregulator activity.